AUGAAGGCUGGAAGUAAGAUACUCAGACAUCCUCCAAUUGACCAGGAGGGGGCAGUCACUUCCAACUAUCAUGUGACACCUCCAAAGAAUCCACGGAUGACCCCCACAUCGUAUCCACAUCUUCCGGAACCGCUUAACCUCCGUAUGGGUAUGCCUCAGAGAAAGGUACCAGAGUUCGACGACAACCCUCUGAAUUACUGGAAGUUUCUGAGGGGUUUCGUGGGGGGGGUCGCCCAAUACGUUACGAAUCCCGCAGAUCGCCUGGACUUCUUAUCGAUGCAUGCGAACGUGAAGCAAGAGAGGCCAUCGAUCACUGUACAAUACUCGAGCCGGAACACGGCUACGCAGAAGCCUGGAAGAUAUUGGGUCGCAGGUUCGGUAACCCCUCGGUUAUUACAGGACAAUACAUUGCGUCUGUCACAACCGGGCAACCCAUCAGGCCGAACGACGCCAGCUCGCUACUCAAGCUAG
Molecule: messenger RNA, 471 nt
Organism: Opisthorchis viverrini
Lineage: Eukaryota; Metazoa; Platyhelminthes; Trematoda; Opisthorchiida; Opisthorchiidae
Exons: 2
Coding region: 1-471 (156 amino acids)
Source: RefSeq, a predicted model, not a curated record